GAAAAAGUGAACAAUAUAUGUCCUCAACAUGGAAGAGACAGUGUGGUGGGAAAUAAACUGUGUGACGGUUCAAUUCUAGUUUCAGUUCCCUAGCUAUUAACUUUGUUUUCUACUCUGAAUUAGUUGGCUUUGCUUAUUUAAAGCAGGACUAUGUAACGAAACAUAUUCUUCCUCUUACGAAAGAAAAAUUGUAGUCAUACGCAGUAAAACACACUCUUGCUUAAUACACUCAGAGGAUUCAUUGCUGCAGCCUUAAUUGCUCCCGUAAGACCAGUAGCCUUCUGGUUGCUAAUGUUAGCUAAUGUUAGCAAACUUCAGAUAGAUAUUGCUGUGUGAUUGAUAACACUGAGUCAGUUCAUGGACUAUAUGACUCUUUAAAACACCACUGGGUACUAGAUCACAGUCAGAAAUUGCAUCUUUGAAGUAACUAGAAUGUCAAAAGUGCUGUUUAUUUCUGAGCCACAGGAAACACUUCUGUUUUCUUACAGCGAAGGUUCCUGUGGCGAUCACUGAGACCCCGGGCUUAAACAUCUCCAAGCACGGAAUAGUACCAACUCUUCAGCCCCAGAGUCGCUUCUCCAUAUGGCUGACAAUUGGUCUCUUGUUUUUUUUCCUGCUUGCUCAUGGCUUUAAUCCCCAUUGUCGUGUGUGUCCUGCGCAGAAACUACACUAAACUCAGGUCUGACCAGGAUGUGGAGCUUUUGCCGAUGAACACUGAAUUUUCCUACAGACGUGCACAGGAAGUGGAGGUUGCACCCCAGCCGGCCAACACGGUGGAGGGUGUUGUCCAGUUGUUGGAGGGGCUCAGCGGCAGGCUGCUGGAGAGUCUUAAGGAGGUUCUGGUAGAGAGAAACACGCUCACCCUGGGCAAGGAGUUUGGCAAAGGAGAGUUUGGCUCAGUCUAUGAAGGGGUCUUUACACCAGACGAAGGUGUAAACAUCAAGGUGGCUGUGAAGACCAUGAGAGUUGGAAUCCACAGCCAGGAAGAUUUACAUGACUUUUUGAGAGAGGCAGAGAUCAUGAAGAACUUUGAUCAUGAAAAUGUGGUCCGUCUACUCGGGGUUACUUUACAAAGAGAGCAGGACUCUCCUCUGCCUGUCCCUCUGGUCAUCCUGCCUUACAUGAAACAUGGAGACAUGCGCCGCUUCCUCAUUGCAACACGAUAUGGUGAUAUUCCUAUGUUUGUGCCCCUUCAGAGUCUCCUGCGCUUCAUGAUUGACAUUGCAUCAGGGAUGGAAUAUCUGAGCUCGCAGGGGUUCCUGCACAGAGACCUGGCUGCACGCAACUGCAUGCUGGGUGAUGACCUUAGGGUGUGUGUGGCUGACUUUGGUUUGUCCAAGAAAAUCUACAGCAGCAAUUAUUAUCGUCAAAAAGUAGCUGUCCGUGUGCCAAUCAAGUGGAUGGCCAUGGAGAGCCUGUCUGAGUCUGUCUACACCUCCAACAGUGACGUGUGGUCAUUCGGGGUGACUAUGUGGGAGAUUGUGUCCCGGGGCAGGACUCCCUAUCCUGGAGUGAGCAACCACGAGCUGCUGGAGCUGCUGCUGUCCGGACACAGGCUCAAACCGCCCGAGGACUGUGACCACAAGCUUUAUGAAGUCAUGCAGAGCUGCUGGGAUAAGGAGCCGAGCCGCAGGCCUGGCUUCGGGGAACUGGGCGAGACACUAAAAGGUCUUCUGUCGGAACUGCCAGUGCUGGAGGCCAGCCAGGAGGCCAGCUACAUCAACCACGGCCUGGAGGUUGCUGCUGCUGCUGCUGACUCUCUGGAUCCACCCACAGAAUCUGAGGGAAGAUGGGAAAAUGACUACCAGCCUACUCCUGUGGGUGCUGCUGCAGCCAGAGAUGGGGAUGAGGAAGUAGUGGAUGGCUACCUUAAAUAUAUGAUUGGCUCAGCAGUUAAGGGGGAAGAUAAUCAGUAAAAAAAACAGUGAUUUUUUAAAGUUACAAAAUUGAAUUCUGUAUCAAAGUGGACCUCUCAUGAACUGUGUGUGUGUGUGUGUGUGUGUGUGUGUGUGUGUGUGUGUGUGUGUGUGUGUGUGUGUGUGUGUGUGUGUGUGUGUGUGUGUGUGUGUGUGUGUGUGUGUGUGUGAGGCAGAGAUGUUGUUUGUGUGUAUAAACUGCUCUGGGACAUUAGGGUGGCACAGGCUGCCCUCAUCCAAUUGACCUCCCUUAAUAAAUACACUGUAGAAGUUGAUAUAGAUUGAAUGACAGAGACCAAAAUCCAUUUUGUAUUUUUGUUUUGUUUUGUAAAUCUGUAAUAUACAUCUGUUACUAAAACAUAUCUGUUUGAACUUGUUUUCACAAGUUUAUGAAAUAAAUGAAUAAAGUUCAACAAUAUAUUUUUUAA
This is a messenger RNA of Cottoperca gobio, 2344 nucleotides long. Its product is annotated as tyrosine-protein kinase receptor TYRO3. Gene Ontology annotation, biological process: positive regulation of phosphatidylinositol 3-kinase/protein kinase B signal transduction; protein phosphorylation; ephrin receptor signaling pathway. The coding region runs from base 624 to 1916 and encodes 430 amino acids. Gene Ontology annotation, cellular component: dendrite; plasma membrane; signaling receptor complex. The record is from RefSeq and is a predicted model, not a curated record. Lineage: Eukaryota; Metazoa; Chordata; Actinopteri; Perciformes; Bovichtidae. The transcript is spliced from 10 exons. Gene Ontology annotation, molecular function: protein binding; ATP binding; transmembrane-ephrin receptor activity.